Talaromyces atroroseus is the source of this 1431-nucleotide messenger RNA. RefSeq names its product tRNA (adenine(58)-N(1))-methyltransferase catalytic subunit trm61. Lineage: Eukaryota; Fungi; Ascomycota; Eurotiomycetes; Eurotiales; Trichocomaceae. The transcript has a single exon. Bases 1 to 1431 code for a protein of 476 amino acids. Gene Ontology annotation, cellular component: nucleus; tRNA (m1A) methyltransferase complex. Gene Ontology annotation, biological process: tRNA methylation. The record is from RefSeq and is a predicted model, not a curated record.
AUGCCCUCACCUUUUCUCAAUCCCGGCGCAUCAUCGGCCGCCGAUCAACUCGCCAUUCUCCAUUUGCGCAGAGACAACUUGGUGCCAGCCAUACUCAAAACACAUGAUGACGAGAACAGAGGUUACAACGAAGGAAAAGUCGAGAACAACCGGUUUGGAUCGUUCCCUCACAGCACUCUAAUCGACAAGCCAUGGGGUUCUCAAAUCGCGGCGUCGCAUGUCGACACUGCGAAAAGAGGAAGAGCAAUGCGGGGUAGCAAGGCGCAAAAACGAAAGGCGGCAGUCCUUGAAGAAGGAAACGGGGAAGCAGGAGAUCAAGAAGAUUCUCAAAAUGCUGCUACAAACCCUGAUGACUCCGCGUCUGCGACGCCAAAGGCUGCGCCAAGCGGAUUUAUUCACAUUUUACCACCAACCCCCGAAUCGUGGACAUCGGGAUUGCCGCAUCGAACACAAGUGGUGUAUACGCCAGACUACAGCUAUAUACUCCAGAGGCUACGCGUUUGGCCUGGAAAGACUAUUAUAGAGGCCGGAGCAGGAAGUGGUUCCUUCACCCACGCAGCCGCUCGAGCGGUGUUCAACGGGUAUCAACCGGCUCACAAGAAACAAAGGCUCGGCCAAGUCUGCAGCUUCGAAUUCCACGAGACAAGAGCCGGCAAGAUACAGGCAGAGGUGAAAGACCACGGCUUAGAGGAUGUUGUCAAGGUAACACAUCGUGAUGUCUACAAUGACGGGUUUUUGCUGGGCGAUCCAAAGACUGGACAGUCGCCCAAGGCAAAUGCUAUUUUUCUGGAUUUACCAGCGCCAUGGCUAGCACUCAAACAUCUCGUUCGAGACCCUGAGGAUGGCUCGGCGUCACCGUUAGACCCGUCUUCGCCUGUACAUUUAUGCACAUUUUCGCCCUGUAUAGAGCAAGUGCAGCAAACCAUCAAAACUAUGCGGCAGCUUGGUUGGCUGUCAAUUUCAAUGGUGGAAGUCGUCCACCGACGGCUGGAGGUUCGGAGGGAGGUAAUCGGCCUAGAUACAGAAGGAAUACCGCGCGCCGCUGUAUUUCCCAAAUCAGUAGACGAGGCGCUGGGAAAACUACGAGUCGUGGAAAAGCGGAUGAGAGAGUACCGCAAAAUUCAGAAGGAAGCCCAGUCUGCUGAAGGUGGCAUUGUCGAUGGUGCUGCUGACAAGGAAAAUGGAAAGGUGAAUGAAGACGAUAUCACCACCAAAACAGACGGAUCGGUUGAAUCUCAGUCCUCAACAGUUAAAAGGAAAGAGACGGACAGAACUACCCCCAUAUAUGAACUCGGUCGCUUAAUUCACCGCACCGAGCAAGAUCUUAAAACUCAUACGUCGUAUCUUGUUUUCUCUGUUUUGCCGCGUUCUUGGUCGGAAGAAGACGAGCGGAAACAGAGGGAACUAUGGCCAUCGCGGUCCACAAAAUAG